AUGGUGCUCAUCCCAAGGAGCGCCGUGUCUGCAGCGGCGAGGCCGUGGACGGCCACUGCCCCACUCACCACACGCGCUGCCGCCAUGGCGGUCGCCAAGCCGAUCACAGCCGCAUCGAUAGCGCGGCCGUUUUCAACGUCACAUCGCCGUACUUCCGAGGAGCCUCAACGCUCUUCGACGUCAUCCUCCUCCGGCGGCCGCUCCGAAAAGGACUCGAGCGAGGGAUUCCGGAGCUUCUUCAACUCGACCGGAUGGGAGACCGCCAUGGGUGCCUCGGUGGGUGUGCUGCUGCUCGGCGGCGCUGCGAUGGUCUACCAUUCUUGGUACAAGCGACACGUGCUCAAGAAGAUGGAGGCUGCCUUCGAUCCAGGCUACGAUCCCGUGCUGGCGCUCGCCAAGAGCGGCGACCAGCUCGCCCAUGUGCGCAUCGAGCCGCCGCGGCCCGAGGACGAGAUGAUUCGCAGCAUCGUCUCGGGCAAAGAGGCGGGUCGCUACUUCCUCGUGAUGGGCAGCAAAGGCUCGGGCAAGGCGACGUCCAUCAUCGAGGCCAUGGCCGAGAUCGAUGCGGACGGCUGUGCGUUCUUCGAUGCGCACCUCGAUCCCACCAUCGUCGUGGACCGCUUCUCGGAAUCGAUCAACUUUAGCAACAACCGCGACUACCUCGGCAACCUGCUGGGCCUUUCCGAUCUCUCCGGCAUGUCGUACUACCAGCAGCUCGAGCGCGCGCUGCACAAGCUCGAAAAGGCGCUCAUCACGCGCAAGCAAAAGACGGGCAAACCGGCGAUCAUCGUGAUGAACAGCGCACAUCUGCUGCCGCGCGACGAGGAGGGCACCAAGCUGCUCCACAUCUUCCAGCAGCGCGCCGAGAAGUGGGCCUCGGCCGGCACGGCCACCUUUGUCUUUACCACGGCCGACUACUGGGUGUACGACGUGCUGCGCAAGGCAUCCAACCGGAUGGACACGCUCUCCUUCCGCGACCUCUCGCGACGCCAGUCGAUCAACGUGCUGCGCGGAUGCCGCAAGCAGUACUGGGGCGAGAAGCCGUCGUCGCAAGAUCCGCGCGUGCUCCAGGAGGUCUACGAGAUCUGCGGCGGACGACUGGGUCUGCUCAACAAGGUGGCAAGGCGCAAGGAUAUGCUGCGCGCCGCACGCCAGCUCGUCGAGGACGACAUGCAGUGGGUGCUCAGCAAGACCGGCAUCAUCGAGGACCACGACGACGACGUCAUGGACGAGCAAAAGUGGUCGACGUGCAGCUGGCUCCUUUUCUGCGAGCUUGCCCACAAGCAGAAGGAGCUCGAGGAUCUGCUCAACGACUACGGCGGCCGGCUGCCCGCCUUUGUCAACCAGGACGAUGUCGAGGAUCCGCAGUACAGCAGCCUGGCCGCGCAGCUGCACAGCGACGCCGGAUGGUUCAAGGCGCGCGCAUCGCCCGUGCCUGGCCUCACACGCUUCACCACCGUGGCGGCGGCGCAGAGCGACGACGAGAAGCGGCCAGGAUCCAACCAGGCUGGCACAGGUGUGCGUGCGAGCGUUGCGGUCGGGGCUGAUGACGACGACGAGGACGAUGACGACGACGAGGACGAUGACGAGGCGGCAACAUCGCAUCGAAGGUUGACCGAGUCGCCCAUCACCGAUCCUAGCAACGACCAGGAGUCGGACGUGCGCGGUGCCGACGUUCCCAACCCGCACCUCACAUGGGGCGAAGCGCGCCAGGUCAUGACGCGCCCCGAUUUCAUCAUGGAGCUGGACCACCUCAACGUCAUCCACAUUGACCGUCACCACCACAUCCGUGCCGACUCGAUGCCGCUGCUGCGCGCCAUGCGACGCGUGGCCGAGUCCGAGGGCUACGGCGACCGACUCGAGUCGGUCAUGGACCGCGUCUCGGCCAUCGAGAGUCUCGGCCGUACGCGCGAGCUGGUGUGGAAGGAGCAGGGCGACGGCGGCAAAUUCCUCAUCAAGAAGGACCACAAGGGUCGCGAGUUUGAAACCUGGACUCUGCUCGGCGGCGACGAGAGGCUCGGUCGUGACGUCGAUGGAGAAGGUGACGACGACGAUGCUUAA
Moesziomyces aphidis is the source of this 2061-nucleotide messenger RNA. The record is from the annotation of a GenBank genome assembly. NCBI's taxonomy places the organism in Eukaryota, Fungi, Basidiomycota, Ustilaginomycetes, Ustilaginales, Ustilaginaceae.